Maylandia zebra (zebra mbuna) is the source of this 1553-nucleotide messenger RNA. It is a transcript of the gene spata22, whose product is annotated as spermatogenesis associated 22. Gene Ontology annotation, biological process: regulation of meiotic cell cycle; homologous chromosome pairing at meiosis; meiotic DNA repair synthesis. Lineage: Eukaryota; Metazoa; Chordata; Actinopteri; Cichliformes; Cichlidae. The record is from RefSeq and is a predicted model, not a curated record.
CGUAGAGUUUUGGCGCUUUCAGAGGUGCUGAAUUUUCACUUCUGUUGUCUUCCUUUUUUUUGUAAUACUUUGUCAAGUUUUCGCCAACAAAGACCUGGUCAUUUAUGUAGAAUCUUCACAGAAAACGUCCUGCCAGUUAAAUAAACUUCAAUCUAAGCAAGUACAAUGAAGAGACAGGAAAACCAGGCGGCCAGGCCUACAUCAGGCUGCCUCUCUGUGCCGCUCUUUAACCAGAAGAAACGAAACAGGGUUCCUUUGACAGCUCUUCCCUCUGAGAAUGAAUUCUUUUCCCACAGCGAGUACACACCAAACACCAGCUCAGCCAUAUCUCACAAUCCAGCAGGUGCCUUUGGGUGUUACCAGGUCUCAGGUUCCCCUUCUGGUGUCUCUCAAAGCCAACAGUGGAACAGACAAAGCAACUCACAGUCUGCUCCAGCCCAGCAGUAUGGCAGCAACAGACCUGCCCCUGGACCUGCCCCUUCAACUAGAGCCUAUGGACCCAUACCUCAUCCAUACAAAGCUAAAGAGAAAAGCUCAGUGAUGGGACAAUCCAGCAACGCACUGGGACAGCAGGAUUCCAGCUCUGUCAUCAAUUUCAGACAGAGCACAUAUCAGGGCCCUCGCAGUAGCGAGAGUGGACAAAGCCAGCCAGUGCCCCAUACAGGGUUAUCUCAGAUGGGCCGGAAGUCAUCUUAUGGAACACCCAGUUUCACGCAUCAGUAUUCCCAGCAGUCUAGAGCUCUUCCUCCUCCAGUUCCACCACCCAGGAGGCAGUCUGCUAAUGCUCCGGAGCCACAGAAGAACGCCUGGAAAUUUACAAACAGCUUUGAGCCACUGAGAUCCCCUUUUGAGGUUAAAAUGAGCUCAAAUCCACAAAACACUCUGCGACCAACUCCAACUCAGGCAGCAUUUCCAGUGAAACCAGCCACCGAGCACUCACUGAGGAUCCUGACUGCAGUUAUUGAUGGCAUGAGGCACUGGAGUCAGUUUAAAGACAAAGUGCCUUAUUUAUUUGAGAUAUUCGCUACUCUAGACUCUGCGGUCACAGUUGGUCGCUACGGAGCAAAGAACUUCCUCCUGAGAGAUGGGAAGGAGGUUGUGCAGUGUGUCUUUUAUGAAAAUGAGCAGGUACUGCCCCGCCUGAUCCGAGGUCAGGUCCAUCGGUGUGUGGGUAACUAUGACCGCAGUAAAGAUGUCCUGAUGUGUGUGUCUGUGAGGCCGGCUCUGCCUUCAGAGCUGAGAAAUGCUCAGGAAGCUGUCAAAACCUGUGAUGCAGAAAUGCGGGCGCUGGUCAAAUCACUCAGUGAAGUCUGAGCAGAAAAGCAGCAGCUGCAGAGCAUACCAGUGUUCGGGUGUACGCAGGAGCCAAGCUCAGUGCUGUGUUCUCUAAUUGGUUUUAGCUGCAAGCCCAAGUAGUUUUAACACUUAAACUGUUGAAGUUUUUGACCUGUAGAGGGUGCUGUUUCCAUUCACUUGUAUUUUAUAACAGCUGAGCUCAUGCUUGUGUUCAUGUUGUUUUGCGUUUAUCCCUAAAUAAAAAAAUAAUAAUUUAA